This is a messenger RNA of Odontomachus brunneus, 1972 nucleotides long. RefSeq lists its product as uncharacterized. The record is from RefSeq and is a predicted model, not a curated record. NCBI's taxonomy places the organism in Eukaryota, Metazoa, Arthropoda, Insecta, Hymenoptera, Formicidae. Gene Ontology annotation, biological process: negative regulation of phosphatase activity. The coding region runs from base 482 to 1867 and encodes 461 amino acids. The transcript is spliced from 5 exons. Gene Ontology annotation, molecular function: phosphatase binding.
UUUGGACUUUGACUUUUAGGACAUGUAUCUUGCAUUCCAUAUAAUUAUAAUGACUAAUUAGUGGGACUGUUACUUUCAUGCAUGUAUGCAACAUCUUUCUCUCUACGUAAUUUAUUGGUUGAUCAAUUGAUUUAAAGAUAAUAUCAUAAGAGUGUAAUGUGAAGACAUGGCGACAAUUUAGCGAAAACAAAAUCAGAUAGUGCUGCAGAUAAACAAUCGCAUCGUGCUUGUACUUUAAAGCAAAUAUCGCUGAAAAUAUACAUAUGCUCGCACUUGUAUCUAUAUAUAUCUUUCUAGAAUCAAUAAUUUGACUGUACUAUAUCUUCACUAUGCACUGGGUCAGCAGGAGAACAUGUCAGUUACUAGAAACUGAUAACCUGGAAAUCCUAUCAUGAAAUUGUAAAGAGGCAGGGACAAAGAUAGAGAUAGAAAGAGAAAGAGAGCUGUGCAAUUAUCUCGAUAACAUGAUACCCGCGCGGAUAUGACUGAGAGGCUGUUUACAUGGGAUGAAAUUACAGAAGGAUUAAUUUUAUUAAGCGUGACCAAAACGGAAGAUGAGCAAGCCAAAAGACGAAAGAAGCAAACUGCUGCUGCUGAAACGCCGGCGGUUUACUGUCCCCACGCGUAUUUGAUCCUAAGUUAUCAGGAAACGUUAAAUGAUAAUGAGAAGAUUAAAUUUCGGAAGUGUUAUCUGAGGAAAGUGUCGCCGACCGAAGCGGACGUGAUCAUCCUGCAGGACAUAAAGGACCUCGUGCUGUUUCUACUUGUGUCGCCUGUCAGCGUCCAGUUCAUCAACUUCCUGCACUUGCCGAUUGUCGACCGAUUUUUGCGGGCGCUAAUCGUUUACUUUCAACACUAUGUGGACAUAUAUGAGGACCUCGUGCAGGAGCGGGCAGCCACCAUGAAGAAAGCGCCGAAUCCGUUGGCGCGAGGACACAGGACCCGUUACGCCGAAGAGAUGCGAGCCCUUCGUUGUGCGCUGGGUAGGGAAUACAUGGACCUGAUACUGGGCUGCCAGGAUGGGCUGCAAUACCAUCAUAUGAUGACUAGCAAGAAGCAAGCGAUCACGCAAUCACAGGGCGAGAAGGACUUGAGAAUCUUCGAGGCGCUGAUUAGCGUGGCUCAUCGCAUCGUGUGGAUAGCGUUGCGCCGCAAACAUUACACCUUAAUCGAAGUAGAACUGCAUAGGCUACUUCGCACUGAUGCGUACAACACCGCGUAUAGACAAAGCGGCGGUGAGAUCGUCCGGGACAUGCUGGAGAACGAUAUUCGAGUGUUGCACGGUCCUAAAGUAAUGCUCAAGAGGAAAUUGUUGAGGAACUGUCCAUUGUCGCACGAGACGAUACAUUCGGAUUGCGACUAUCGUCUUUUAUCGUUAGGAGUGGUGGACUUUGUCGUGCAGGAACCGAAGAUCAUUUAUCUGAGGAACGCUCUCUUAAUCGAUGAGGAAAUGUUACCUGGACUAGGCGUCAGAGUGGGCAUACUGGGUCACAAUCGCUCGGAUUACGACAUAAUGCUGAUGCCGUGCGAGGACCAGGCGGACUCGACGGAAGUCGGUCGGCUCGAUAAAAGAACGGUGAAAACGUACGAAGAGGAUACAAUCUUAGUAAGUGCUUACAAGCAUCCUUAUAAUGUACAAAAAAGAGAAUUCCUAACUGAGCGCAGAAAGAUCGAAUCUCUCUGUUUCUUGAUACUUGCUCAGGAAUACGAACUGGUGGAGGAGUUCCCGAUGAAAGAAGUUGAGAGAUCGAACAAGAGAUACGACAAGGUCCGUGAAACUGCACGAAGAAGAUGGAUUCUUCGAGAAAUGAGACGGCAUAUACGCAAACCAGACGAUACCUAUUCUCUGGCAACAACCAUAGAUUAAACAUUUGGAAGAAAAUGAGAAUUUUUACAGCUAUACGUUCACAGAUUCAUGCGAAUAUCAACUCAAAGAAGUGAGGAUAUACUUACGAAUACGUCUUCCACUGGA